Messenger RNA from Pararge aegeria (speckled wood butterfly), 1766 nucleotides. RefSeq names its product geminin-like (gene geminin). The transcript is spliced from 5 exons. NCBI's taxonomy places the organism in Eukaryota, Metazoa, Arthropoda, Insecta, Lepidoptera, Nymphalidae. Gene Ontology annotation, biological process: regulation of DNA replication. The record is from RefSeq and is a predicted model, not a curated record. The coding region runs from base 168 to 683 and encodes 171 amino acids.
UAAUUCGCCGUUGGCAAAUGUCACUUCAGUUGACCCAAGUGUCAAAGGAUUUUGUUUCAGAAUACCGAGUUCUAUUUAAAAAUUGCUUGGGCUGUUUACAGCAGUUUACGACAAUCGCACAGCGAAAAAGCGUUAUAAGGUUCUAACUAAACCAGAUAUCGAGAAAGAUGCCCCGAACCACAAGAAAAUCACUAAAAGUGCUGCAACAUACUGCCUCUGAUACAGAGAAUUUGGUGGGUAGACCAUCAAAAAAUUUAAAGCAUCAAUUGAUCCAAGAAACUCCUGUAGAUGUUGAGGUCAAACGGAAGAAUGUUUCCAAAGAGAAAGAAACCCAAGUUAAUCUUGAGAACAAGAUCACUGCUGAUGAUUUGACCAAUCCCGAUGGACCUUCUACAAGAUAUUGGCAAAUACUAGCAGAGAAACGCCAAGUGGCCUUACAAGAAGCAUUGGACGAGAAUGAAAAACUUCGAAAAAUAUGUGAAGAUCUUAAACAAGAGAUUAUUCGAAACCAACAACUGCUAGAUGAAGCCAACAGCUUUGUGGAAGUCAUCAGGGAGGAGUUAGCGAACCCCGGCACUGACGACACAGGAAUUGACGUGAAUGACGUCAGCACUGCCGAAGAUACUGCAGACGACACUGUAGAAGAUGAAACUGAUUUAGAUGCAUCCAAAGACGAUCAAUAGAGCUAUUAUAUUAAGUGGUGCUAAUUCAAUUGUAUACAAAUCGCAAAAUUCAGACCUGUCUAAAAAUACUUCUUAUCCUUGUCCAUGGGGAUGAUUGUAAAAAGGAUUAUUUUGUGCAACUGAAUUAGCAUCGAUGGCUGCUUUAAACAGUGGGAUCUGAUGUGCUAGUGGUGUCAAUGCUUACUAGUCACCAUAUACAAAACAAACUUUAUAUUUUGGCAUCUUACGUGGUUAUUGCCUAUGCCAUUGCUCUCACAUGUUCUUAAAACUUGUAGUUUACCAAGUAUUAUUUCUUUCGACUCAACCCAACUAAAUCAUCAUAUUACCAACAUCAAAUUGUGGUUGUCAUUGCACAAAACUAGAAACUGUCAAGAUGUUUUGAUUAUUUUAGUAUGGAGAUGGUCUAACCUACUGCCUGCCAUUUAUAAUCAAGGCCCUUAACAUCUUUCAGGGUUGUCACUGAGUAGCUCACACUGUUUGAAUUAGGCAUAGGAGUUUUUUUCACAAGUGCGUUUAUGUUGCUUUGUUUGUUUUUAAUCCUAUUAAGAGAAGGAUCUUUUUAGUUAGUGUAAUAUUCAUUUUACUAAUUAUUUGAUAAUGCGGUAUUACGGAAAUUGAGUUAUUAUAGCUUAUGUGCACUGAUUAUGGUCUUACUUUAAGUUCCUUAUAUACAAUUCAUUCAUUUGUGUAUAUUUUUUUCUAUAUAUAAGCUAUCUAAAAAUUAAUCAUUUGUACUGUUUUCCCUAACUAUCCUGUAGCUAUGUUUUGGUAAAAUAUUUGAAUUUGGUAACACAACAUUAUACUUUUAAGUUUACUUAGCUUUUUACCUAGGCAAGAUUGUUUUGAAAAUGUACUGCACCAUGAUGCUGAAUUAAAAGUAAAGUCAUUUUAAUUCGACUAUUUAUAAGAUAAACUUAAUAAUACAAUACAAACAAUAAAGAUGGAAACAGUUGUUGUCAAAGGUAGUCAAUUAAAAUGGCUAUAAGUAGUGUAGUUAAUUAAGAUAGAUAUCUUUAAUAAGAAAGUUUAUUAAUAGAAAACAAACUUAUUUAUAUAAAAAGGAAAUAAAACUAUUCAAUAAAA